AUGGUCUUAGUUCCAGUCAACAAUCUGCCGACAAGUCCAGGAUUGAAUCAAGCAGCUGGUAGUUCUCAGAGCCAAGCAAGGCCACUUAUCCACGUGGUCAACGAUGCCCUUCCACCGAUGACCGAUGACCAGGAAGACCAGGACCAGAAAGAUGUUUCCCCUCACACAUGUCGCCACUGUUCAAGAAUCACGAUCGAUAUGAGACAAAACUCAAAAGACGGCAAAGAUGACGGUCAAAUUGGCUUCACUGAGGCUGAUGUCAUCUCUGCUCUGAAAGACAACUGCGCUUUAUUCUCUGCCUUUCGUCAAGGGGCCUACCUUGUCAGCAUGACCUCAGGUCCAGACAACCCGAUCUGGGUCGAGCGGACUUUGAAGCAGCCAGCCAUUGUCAACUUCUUCGAGGUCGAUUGGGAACGACUCAAGCUGGGCUACAAAAUGAACAAUAGGUUGGGGGAAUUGGUGCUCUACAAUGUUCCAGGUCAAAAGCCCCACGAGCUGUUCGGACCCCAACCGCCACCCAACCUCCUCCCCAACUCUGAGCUCAGCUACUCCCGAGCCAGGAAAUAUCUCCGAGAUUGCUCCGCCAACCACACCAAAUGCCGCGAGUUCAACCUUAGCCACAUGCCCACCCGCCUCUUGGAAGUCGUUACUCGCCCCAAUUCUCCAAACCCAGAUGAACCACACCUCAUCGUUCGUCUUGUCAGCAACCCACCCCCAGCCCCCUACGCAACCCUAAGCUACUGCUGGGGCGGCGACCAACCCGGCAAGACCACCAAAAGGAACGUUGGAACCUACUCCCGCAACAUCCCUCUUGAUGUUCUCCCGUUGACCAUCAUCGACGCUUUAACCGUAACCCACGGCGUAGGAAUGAAAUACCUCUGGGUGGAUGCACUGUGCAUUGUUCAAGACUCGGACCAAGACAAAAUGAAUGAAAUCUCCAACAUGCACCUCAUCUACCGCGGAGCAUUCCUCACCAUUGCUGCUGGUGUAGCUUCUACCAGCCUUGACGGGUUCCUACGUCCGAGGGUUCACGACAGGGGGUAUGUCUUUAAUGUAAGGGUUGAUUCACCAGUUGGAAAGCAGGAAGGGGAGAUACGACAAGCUAUCGCCAUGCCAGUGCGCUUGAGGCGGGAUCAGGAGAUGUUACCUCUUUACACCAGGGCUUGGACCUUCCAGGAGGGACAGUUAUCCACCCGGGUGCUUGCUUACGGAAACAGGGGGAUGGUGUUUUGUUGUUUGGAGUCGAGGCAUACAGAUGGGGGGCUAGAGGAGCCAAUUACGACUUUGAGAUCGAUUGAUGAUUCCAUAGGCGCAAGUUUCAAGAACUUGGACCCGGGAAAUCAGAGUUUGGGCGGGGUGGGGCAUCCGUUGGCUUGGGGGGUGAUUGUGGAGGCUUAUACGUCGAGGGAGUUGACGGUGGGGGAUGAUAAGUUGUUGGCUGUUAUGGCUAUUGCGGAGGAGUACAAGAGGACGAAGGAAGGGGUGGGGGAGUAUUUGGCUGGGUUGUGGAGGGGGGAUAUGCUUUUUCAGCUGUUGUGGGCGGCGCAUAGGGUUAGUGAUGUGAAGACCAAAUUUAAGAGGCCGGAGAGGUACAGGGCGCCGAGUUGGAGUUGGGCGAGUUUGGAUGGGCAUUUUAGGAUUUUUUUGCAUCAGGGGGUGUUGGAUGGGAGUAUUGGGUAUAAAUACGCUUGUGAGUUGCUUCAUGCGGAGACAACGCUUGUGGGGGGUAAUCCGUUGGGGCAGGUCAAGGGAGGUUUCAUUCGGCUGAGGGGACGAGUGAAGAAGGUUGUUUGGAAACGGAAUGGGACCGGUAAACAUGAUCACGGUUAUGGGUGGGCGCUUGGGGAUUCGGAGAGCGAUUGGGUGAAGUCUGGUGAGGUGCCGGGGGAUGAUAGGCUCUCUUGGUAUGUUGAUGUGCCGGAUGAGUGGCCGGUGAAGAGAGACAUUGUGAUGUCUUGCAUUGAGGUUUGCACGUAUGAGGCGCCGGAGAACCUGAUGCAGUUUGCUAUGGUGCAGCUGUAUGACGAGAGAGGGGGGUCGCCGAAUAUGACACAGGGACGAGGGAUUUUGUUGGUUCCUGUUGAAGGUCAGCCGGACACAUACCGGCGGGUGGGGACGAUGGGAUGCAAGGGCUAUCUUGAGGGCGAUGUGGGCUUUGAGAAGAAGCCUUAUUGGUUUGAUGAGGGUCACGGUAUGAGGCAAGAGGUUGUUGUCAUCUGA
Molecule: messenger RNA, 2220 nt
Organism: Podospora anserina S mat+
Lineage: Eukaryota; Fungi; Ascomycota; Sordariomycetes; Sordariales; Podosporaceae
Exons: 1
Coding region: 1-2220 (739 amino acids)
Source: RefSeq, a predicted model, not a curated record